CGAUGGCUGUGGCUGUCCGCUCAGAGACUCCAUGUCCGCAGUAAGGAGGAACAUGUUGCUGCUGCGGGAGACGGUACAAGAGCCGAUCAGCGCUGCCGCUGAAGACUUCCUGCUGCAGUUGGAGAAAGGAGGAGGAAAGGCUCGAGUCCCGGAGCUGAGAGCGAUGCUCACCGAGCGGCUCGCGGCGGCGGGGGAGCAGAUCCUCGCCGGGCUUGAGGAAACCUUGGCUGGGUACGAGGACCGAGUGCAGCGGUUAGAGCGGUACGAGCGGUCCGAGAUCUGCCGCCAGACGAGGCUGCUCGAUGCCGUGAUGCAGCCCGUAGUCCGGCUGCACAGAGCAGUUCCUCCUGCAAUCGUCCAGCAACUGAUGGUGAGUAAAAAAGAGGUUCCCCCUGAGCAGCCUCAGUGGAACCCCCUUGUAGACCAGGAGGACCCAGAGCCCCCCCACAUUAAAGAGGAACAGGAGGAACUGUGGACCAAUCAGGAUGGACAGCAGCUUCAAGGACUGGAGGAAGCUGAUAUCAAAUUCACAUUGAGUCCUGUCGCUUUGAAGUGUGAAGAAGAGGAAGAGAAACUUAAAUCGUCAAAGCUUCAUCCGAGUGAGAGGAAGGAGAACAGAGCGGACUGUGGAGGACCAGAACCAGCCAGGAACUCAGGUCCUGAUGGACGUUUACAACAAGGUCCUGAGGACAAGAAGGAAGACUCUUCUGAGACUGAAGAGAGUGAGGAUGAUUGGCUGGAGACCAGGGAACCUCAGACUGUUUUAAAUACAAGAAACAACAAACAGCCUCUAAGUGAUAUGGGAUGUAAGACAGAAAAAAAAACGUUUAGUUGCCCUGAGUGUGGUAACAGAUUUAACCAAAGGGGCGAUCUAAAUAGACACAUGAGGAGUCAUACAGGAGAGAAACCUUUUAGUUGCUCUGAGUGUGAUAAAAUAUUUAACAAUAGGAGCACUCUAAAUACACAUAUGAGGAUUCAUACAGGAGAGAAACCAUUCAGUUGCUCUGAGUGUGGUAAAGGAUUUAACCAAAGGGGCGAUCUAAAUAGACACAUGAGGAGUCAUACAGGAGAGAAACCUUUUAGUUGCUCUGAGUGUGAUAAAAUAUUUAACCAUAGGAACAAUCUAAAUACACAUAUGAGGAUUCAUACAGGAGAGAAACCAUUCAGUUGCUCUGAGUGUGGUAAAAGAUUUAACCAAAGGGGCCAUCUAAAUACACAUAUGAGGAUUCAUACAGGAGAGAAAACAGUUAGUUGCUCUGAGUGUGGUAAAAGAUUUAACCAAAGGAGCAAUCUAAAUACACAUAUGAGGAUUCAUACAGGAGAGAAAACAGUUAGUUGCUCUGAGUGUGGUAAAAGAUUUAACCAUAGGAGCAAUCUAAAUAGACAUAUGAGGAUUCAUACAGGAGAAAAACAGUUUAGUUGAUCUGAGUGUGGUAACAGAUUUAAGUUUCAGUCCAAUUGUACGAGACAUGAGGAUUCAUAAAGGAGAGAAUUGAUUCAGUUGAAACCUUCGCAACAAAGAUUUAUUAGGAUUUAUCAACAGAUAUUCAUAGUAUACAUAUUCGUAGUUCACUGCUUUAAUUAGAUUAUUAACAGUUUUUAUGUCCCUAGAACAGUGGUUCUCAAAUGGGGGUACGCGUACCCCUGGGGGUACUUGAAGGUACUCCAGGGGGUACUUGAGAUUCUUAUUUAAUAUAUUUAAAAAUAGAAUCCAUUCAAAAAUCCUUGAAAAAUUGUUAUUUAACACAUAUUCAAUAAAAUAUAAGUGUAAGUUCAUGAACAAAAAGUUAUAUUCAAUAGGCUUUUCAAUUUCAUUAUCCUAAAAAAACAAAGUCUCCCCCAUACCGAUGGUUUGUCCCAACCUGGCACACGCCACCUGUCAUCACCUGUCAUCACUGCCGCCUUGAAAACUUCAACAAUGGAGUCGAGUUGAAGUGCAGCAGCAAUGCUGCUGAAACACGGAGGGACAAGUACCAAAGAAGGCGAAACCAGAGCAGAGAGCCUUCCCUAAACAACACCGUGAGAGCUUGUGCCUCUUCGGAGGGGCGCUAAAACGUAAAAGUUUUCUGUUGUGAAGUUAAUGAUUCAUAACAAGAAGUCCGCGUCUCUACCGGUACCCUUUCAAAAUAAAAGCAUGUAAUACAAAAACAAAUAAAUUGUAUGACCUUAAAGCGAGCAAAUAUUUCACAAUAAGAUAACAGAAAGACACUUCAACAAUAUUAACAAUAACAUAGAUUGGGUUAUUUACACUUUUUGUUUUUUCUGUGGGGAGAGAUUAGCCAACAGUGGCAUUAAGCCACCACAUCUUCAGCGUAAUCUUCAGACAAAACAUGAAAGUCAUGUUGGUAAGAGUUUUUUAAGAGGAAACUUUCUGAAUUCAGGUCAUCUCAAGACACGAUGCGAAAAGCCUCCCAUAAGCAAACGGAAACAAGCUACCUGUCAGUAUUCUUUUCGAUCCUUAAAGAAGAUUUUUUAAGAUGAUAAAUAUAAAAAAAAUAUGUUUUGAGCUAAUCUUUUAUUUAAAACUAAGUUAAUGAUUUAUUUUUUUGGAAGAAGUGUUUAGCUGUAAUUAAGUUCAUGAGUUCAACUUGAGAAAAUAUCUUUAUUAUGAUCCCAAAAGAGGUCACUUUAAGUUGAUUUUGAUGUGUACAAAUCUUUAUUGAUAUUGAGAUAAUAAUAAAAGUCUUUAGUUAUUUUUAUAUCUUUUUAUUUCCAAAUAGUUCAAGAGACACCACUACAAAUGAGCAAUGUUAUGGACAUUGAUGGAGUUUUAAAUUUGAAUGUGUCUAGUUACAAGGAUUAAUAAAUCACAUUACAUCUUUCUUUCAACCAAAAAUGCUUUGCGCUGGUUAGGGGGUACUCUGCAGAAUUUUUUUUUUUCAACGGGGGUACGUCACUGAAAAAAUGUUGAGAACCACUGCCCUAGAAAAUAUCACGCAUUGAAUAACGCGAACGAUUUGUGUUUAUAUCUUAUUUUUACAUUAUGUAUCAGUUUUUCUUAAUGUCCUUCAUGGGAUUUUAAGGUUAAAGUGUGUUCUUGCACAGUAUGUAUGUGUUCUUAACUAAUUCAUGUGAUUUAAUAUGUUUGUUUUAAAACAAUGGUUUCUUGGUUCGUGAGAUUCAAUGACAGUGUUUGUUCUCCUUUAUGUAUUGAAUGUGUUUCCAAGAAUAAAAGUCUAAUAUAAAGAUAAA
Molecule: messenger RNA, 3192 nt
Organism: Platichthys flesus (European flounder)
Lineage: Eukaryota; Metazoa; Chordata; Actinopteri; Pleuronectiformes; Pleuronectidae
Product: oocyte zinc finger protein XlCOF7.1-like
Exons: 2
Coding region: 32-1423 (463 amino acids)
Biological process (GO): regulation of transcription by RNA polymerase II; central nervous system development
Cellular component (GO): nucleus
Molecular function (GO): RNA polymerase II cis-regulatory region sequence-specific DNA binding; DNA-binding transcription factor activity, RNA polymerase II-specific
Source: RefSeq, a predicted model, not a curated record